AUGGUGGGUAUGGGUUGGUUCAUGUGUAUGGCUAUGAUUGUGUGUCUUGUUAUCUCUUGUGGUGAAGCUGUUCAAGAAGCUAAGUUUGAGGAGCUUUACCGCUCAAGCUGGGCUAUGGAUCAUUGUCUUAACGACGGAGAAGUCACAAAACUCAAGCUUGACAAAUCCUCUGGAGCAGGAUUUGAAUCGAGAAGCAAGUAUUUGUUUGGUAAAGUCUCUAUCCAGAUUAAGCUCGUCGAAGGUGACUCUGCAGGAACCGUCACUGCUUUCUACAUGUCUUCCGAAGGUUCGAACCAUAACGAAUUCGAUUUCGAGUUCUUAGGUAACAAAACCGGUGAACCUUACAUUGUUCAGACAAACAUCUAUGUGAAUGGAGUUGGAAACAGAGAACAAAGACUCAAUCUUUGGUUCGAUCCCACCACUGGGUUCCACACUUACUCAAUCCUCUGGAGUAAACGCAGUGUUGUAUUCAUGGUAGACGAAACUGUGAUUCGAUUUCAAAAGAAUCUUGAAGAUAAAGGUAUUCCAUUUGCUAAAGAUCAAGCAAUGGGAGUAUACAGUUCGAUUUGGAAUGCAGAUGAUUGGGCUACUCAAGGAGGUCUUGUUAAAACAGAUUGGAGUCAUGCUCCUUUUGUUGCUUCUUACAAAGGUUUUGCGAUUGAUGCUUGUGAAGUUCCGACAACAAGUGAUCUAAGCAAGUGUAAUGGAGAUCAAAGCUUCUGGUGGGAUGAACCAACUGUGUCUGAAUUAAGCCUUCAUCAGAAUCAUCAGCUUAUUUGGGUUCGAGCUAAUCAUAUGAUUUAUGAUUAUUGUUUUGAUUCCACUAGGUUUCCUGUUACUCCUCUCGAGUGCCAACACCAUCGUCAUUUGUAG
Messenger RNA from Arabis nemorensis, 873 nucleotides. The record is from the annotation of a GenBank genome assembly. NCBI's taxonomy places the organism in Eukaryota, Viridiplantae, Streptophyta, Magnoliopsida, Brassicales, Brassicaceae.